Molecule: messenger RNA, 2210 nt
Organism: Cryphonectria parasitica EP155
Lineage: Eukaryota; Fungi; Ascomycota; Sordariomycetes; Diaporthales; Cryphonectriaceae
Exons: 3
Coding region: 243-1694 (483 amino acids)
Biological process (GO): protein deneddylation
Cellular component (GO): COP9 signalosome
Source: RefSeq, a predicted model, not a curated record
CAACAAAAAAGUGAGACUUGUUUCUCUCAUCCUUUUCCUCCUUGGCAUUCUCUCAUAACUCACCGCCGUUAACACCCGGAAGGAAGAAAAGACGGGGCCAAGAAAAGCAGGAAAGCAAAACCCGGCCCAAAACAAUUACCGCGCCAACCACAUCUGCACAACUUCCUUUGUUCCCUCCAUUGCAACAUCGUCCCUGCUCUGGGCUCACACCCCGCCUACGUGUUAUCUCCAUCUAAGUCAAGAUGUCGGACGACGACUUUAUGCAAGAGUCGGAUGAGGAAUAUGACUUUGACUACGAUGACACGGAUGGUGAUGAAGACUCUGGUGAUGUCGACAUCGAAAAUAGGUACUACAACGCCAAGCAGCUCAAGGUCUCCGAGCCCGAAGAUGCUAUCAAUGAGUUCCUGGAAAUCCCGAAGCUGCAGGCAGAGAAGGGCGAAUGGGGGUUCAAGGGGUUGAAGCAGGCCAUCAAGCUCGAGUUUAAGAUGCGUCGAUACGAUAUGGCUAUUCAACACUAUGAGGAGCUGCUUUCAUACGUCAAGUCCGCGGUUACACGAAAUUACUCGGAAAAAUCCAUCAACAAUAUGCUGGACUACAUCGAGAAGGGCUCUGACCCCGAAGGCGCCGUGCUCUGCAUGGAGCGCUUCUACGCUCUCACCUUGGAAUGCUUCCAGACGACCAACAAUGAGCGUCUGUGGCUCAAGACCAACAUCAAGCUGGCCAAGUUGCUGCUCGAUCGCCACGACUACCUGUCUGUCAACAAGAAGCUCAAGGAGCUGUACAAGGCCUGUCGCCGCGGCGACGGCUCUGAGGACACCUCCAAGGGCACGUACCUGCUGGACAUCUACGCACUCGAGAUCCAGAUGCACGCUGAGACCAGGAACAACAAGCGGCUCAAGGCACUCUACCAACGGGCACUCUGCAUCCGCUCCGCCGUGCCCCACCCCAAGAUCAUGGGCAUCAUCCGUGAGUGCGGCGGCAAGAUGCACAUGUCGGAGGAGAACUGGCAGGACGCCCAGUCGGACUUCUUCGAAUCGUUCCGCAACUACGACGAAGCUGGCAGCCUGCAGAGGAUCAAGGUGCUCAAGUACCUGCUGCUGACAACCAUGCUGAUGAAGUCCGACAUCAACCCUUUCGACAGCCAGGAGACGAAGCCUUACAGAACCGACCCCCGCAUAGCGGCCAUGACUGACCUUGUCGAGGCGUACCAGCACGAUGACAUACACAGGUACGGCCGCGUCCUGGCCUCUAACCAGGACCUCCUGGCCGACCCCUUCAUCGCCGAAAACAUCGACGAGGUGACCCGAAACAUGCGCACCAAGGCUGUUCUCAAGCUCAUCAUUCCUUACACCCGCAUGCGCCUGGCGUGGGUCGCCCGCGAGCUCACCAUCUCCGAGCGCGAAGUCGUGGACAUCAUGACCUUCCUGAUCAUCGACGGCCGCAUACAUGGCAAGAUCGACCAGCAGAAGGGCGUGCUGGAGAUCGAACGCCCUCACGACGCAGAGCGCAUGGUCGCGAUACAGAAUAUGUCGGCUGCGCUCGCCGACCUAUACACGACCGUCUUCAAGAACAGCGAUGGCUUCCGGAACUUGGACUCGGGCACCACCUCUGAGUCGUUUGGGGCAGGUUAUGCGGGGAGGUACCAGCAGAGGAGGACGAACAGGAGGCGGAGGCGGACGAGGUGGAAGCGGUAGCGGACGAGGUGGAGUAGGAGUAACAAGUGUACGAGGGCGAGGGCAAGGAGGUCGUCGAGGAGGAGGAAGAGUAGUGGGCGGCCGAGGAGGUUGUGGAGGUGGUAGUGCAGGUGGACGACGAGGAGGAGCAGGAGCAGUGCUGAAGGGGCGUGGCGCAGGGAAUGUAGGUCGACGAGGAGCAGGGUUCAGUGUUGGAGGACUAGGUGGAAAAGGAGCAGCUCUAGCACGAUCAGGAGGACGACGAGGCAGAGGGGCAGGAGGAGGCGGAGGAAACUUCGGUGUGGUCAACGAUGAAAACAGCAGCGAUGCCGGCGACCGCAUCAAGGUUUCGGAGGACGUGUGGAGCAGGCACAAGCUGGCGCUGUUCUAGGCCAAUAGCACCACGAGAUCCCCUCGACCCAGGUCUCGCUGGUGGACUCCUGCAAAUAUCGUGCGGCGGUGUCUAUGAUAGUGGUGUUGUAGAACGUGGAGGGAAGAGUAUUUUUUUUAUUUUAAUAGAGAAUUGGCGUUGGAGAC